Messenger RNA from Cataglyphis hispanica, 7763 nucleotides. RefSeq lists its product as uncharacterized. The record is from RefSeq and is a predicted model, not a curated record. NCBI's taxonomy places the organism in Eukaryota, Metazoa, Arthropoda, Insecta, Hymenoptera, Formicidae. The transcript has 3 exons. The coding region runs from base 618 to 1094 and encodes 158 amino acids.
UAGACCGGCGUGCUCAUUCUGCAGCGAACUGCCGCAUCGAACGGACGUGAAUUCUGAAUAGUUGUCAAAAAGACGACAAGACGUAAUUAAAGAAAAAUACAUAUCGAGCGAAAUAUAACAAGGCGAACGCAUCUCAGGAACGCACUUGUGAAGGCGCGACGUGUAUGCAGUUUUCCAGCCGAACGCAGCGAUUAACAUCGAGCCCUAUUGUCGUAGCAGAUUGACGGAUCGAGCGAUACGUUAUCAACGCAACGUCAAGCAAGGCGCCAGCGCGCGAAACGAUAUCUCAACGAUUGAUUUUUUGUCGGAUUGACGUGCGAAUUAGAAUUUUGCGGCGAAGCUAGAUUUGUAAUUCGCGGAGAAAACCAUCAGCAGAAGUAUCGACAGUCGUUGAGACAGUGAGGAUUAUUUCUUUUUAACGCAGCGAGGUGUCUCGUGCGUGUUGAACUUUCUAGAACUGUUACGAGAGCGAUAAGGAGAGCAAGCGAGAGAAAGAGACAGACGAGGAUAGCUCGAGCCGACGACGUGUGAGACAGAGGCGGAAUUAGCGAGCGCGAAGAGCGAAAGAGUCGAGUCGACGAAAGGAGGGACAGAGUGUACGCACACCGGCGAACGAGAUGGCGUUUAUGAUGCCCGUGAUGAAAAACGAAUGGGACAUUUACAAGACUAAUCGCAGCCGGCGCUCGUCCGAGUGCUCGAAUCCGCAGGCCUGUCGGAGUAGAAAGGUCUGGCGUACUAGCAGGCACAAUCGUCUUGCAAAGUGUGGCACAUCUGAUCAUCCUUCUGUCUCGAUUCUUAUGGUGUCCGAAUGUUCCAAGUCAGAGGGUCCGUCGUUGUCGACCUCCCCCGGCUCUGAUUUCCUGACCUCGCCGGCGCAUCGGUCCGUGCCGUUGACCUCGCGUCAUUUCUCAAGGACGUCUUCGAGGGCGUCUCAGAGUUCCCUGCAGAGUCCAAGCAAAAGCACGAGCACAUCGCCACCGAAGACUGGCAGUUCGAACUCUCUCAACAAGUUCCAUAACCGAUUGGUCGACAAGUUGAAGCGCUCGCUGAAGAAGGCGGAGGAUUGCGCAGAAGACCAGCGAAAUCUAUCGUGAAACAGUCAUGGGGUUUUGGGCCGGCCACCCGUAUCCGGCUCGAAACCAAUUGAGAUCCGACGCACCUCGGCACCCGCUACCACAUCUGAAGCGAGUAGCAACGUGGCGGCACGCUCGUGUCCGGAUCCACCUUCAGCUUGGUAGAGAAGAAAGAAUGCAAGAAAGGAGAGAGAAAGAUGAUAAAGGGAGAGGGAGCAACAGCAGCAAAAAAUAUAUGUAUUAGAGAGGAAGAGAUCGAGAGAGAGGAAGAAUGCGUGUAUGAGAAUGAGAAGAUCAACGGGCGCAAAAGAAGGACGAAGAAGAGCGAAGAAAUAAACUUUCGCUCGUCGCACGUUUAGCUCAAGUAUGAAAGCGAGCACAUACAAGUUUGUUAACCCAGCACAAGCAAGAAGGAAGAAGAAAGAAAGAUACAAUGAUCCUUGAUACGUUAUUUUCGUUCGCUAAAUAUCGACAGUCGAUUGUGUCAAGGAUUCUCGCGGGUCAAGAGAUACCUCGACCGAGCGAUCGAAUGAUAGGAGGAGCCUCGAACACUUGAGAUGAUGAAGAAAGAUGUUGAUUGCAAUGCUUUUAAAAUAACAGCAAUUUGCGCGACAACUUCGAUACAUAGGGAAUGAAGAAUAUCGAUAAACUAAUAGAAGAAUGAAGACCUAAUCUUAUAGUUUUUCUGGCUGAACCUGAGAAUCUGAUCAAGAUAAAGGAGAAGAAAUGAAAUGAAGAAGAGAUGGAAAUCCUGAAAGAUUUACAGCUUACAACAGAUCGAUGAAUGAAGCAUUCGAUCGAAUCUCUCAUGGCAGAGAUUUUGGAGGUGACCGAUGAUCAUCAGUAAUUGAAGGAUAAUCGUUGGAGCAACGGCAACGCGGAAGAAGGUAUAUAACAAACAUGUCUAUCGAGAUUAUGUAUCGAGUUUGCGCGUCGCGAAUAUUUCAUUAAAUAUUGCAGGCUCGUGGUCAGUUGGUUACAAAAUAGUCACUUGUGUUGUCAGACCUAAUAUCGAAGUUCCCUCAUUGCGUACGAGAUCGUGCGCAUUCUAUAUGUUGUUCUCUUUUUAACAUAAAACAAUUAAAAUCAAAAUCGAAGAAGUAAAGAAUAUUUAGAAUGAUUGGGCGCGAAGGAAUUCCGGUUUUCGUGAAAAAAUUGCUUGGUUGCCAUCACAUCGAGCAGAUACCUUGUAAGAGAUAUUGUAAAGAUAUUCAAAAGAUACUUUGAUCUUUUAAACAAAUGUGCGUUUAAACAAACCGUUCUUUUAAACAUCUUUCAAAUAUCUUUUAGACAUUUGUUGAGAAAACAAUUGAUGCGUUUUUUAUUUCUUUGCAAAAUUAUUUCAUGUUAAUUGUGAAAGCAAAAGUAAAUCUCUCUAUUAUUCUCUUCUUAAUAUCUAACUUCGCAACUUAGACUGAAAAACGUUUGCCAAUCAGUAACGUCAUAUAAAACUGUUUAGAAAUAGAAGCUCGUAUUCUCAGCGCGCUAAAUAUGGCUCUAUCCAAACGUGAGUACGUUAUUUAUUUGCUUAAUACAAGGAAUUUUUCACAGUGUAUAAUAAAGACAGAGUCGAUGUCAAAUGCGCGAUGAGAAUACGGGUCAAAAUAUAAAGAGAAAAAAAGAGAGUAAAAGGAAUCGUAAAUAUAUUCUUGUUUUUAUCGUGAUAUCAAACUGAGAACAAUAGUAAGGCUCGCCUGUUGUUCGAAUUGGGAUCGAGUUUAUGUGCCGGAAAAAGCAGUUUUCCGCCUUUGCGGGAUAUCGGGUCGCGCAGGAAAAUAUAUAUGCGUGUGCUGCGAGGUGGUUUUAAGAGGCGAAUUAAAUGUGCACACGCGUACUCUUCGAAUCAGAUCACGUACGAACGAAGCCUAAGAGAAGCGCUUAUUUUCAUGUAUAUCCCGUGUUAUUCGUCGCAAGAUUAGUCGUACUUAUAAUUAGUAUUCGCAUAAGCAUAUUUGCCCUAUACGGAUUAUUUUUCUCACGUGUUCACCUUCUAUAUCAGAAAAUCUCCGCCGGAAAUCGCGCCAAGAUAACGCGAAUUACAACGCAUAACGUGCUUGGCGUAGAAUAACUAACGCAUCAAGCAGCAUGCAUCAACAUAUGAAUUGAUGAUUUUUGUUUAAUGAAAAACAAAUUAAUUUGAUUUAAUACAAAUCUUAUAGCGUAAAAUCUUUACCUAAAAAUCACAAAUCACAAGAAAGUGUGUAAACUGGAAAUAAUUUGAGAUGUCGAAUGAGAUUAAGCAAUAUUUUAAUAUAAACUUGUUCAUAAAUAUUUUUUUUAUAAAGAAAAUAGCAUUAAUUUUUUGCGAUUCUUUUUCAAGAAAAUAAGAAACGUAUUUAAAUCAUUUGCAAUUAUUGACGCAUCGUCUUACUAAAUGACAUUGCUAAUUGCUCUUCGCUUUAUGGCGUACGAUAGCAGCGCUAAUGUACGUGGCAGAGGUCUAUGUAGGGAAGCAUGACAGAUACAUCCGGUACCAUUAAAGCAUUCUGCCGAUGUAAACGCGUUGCAUUGCGUUGUACGCGAAAGGCGCGAUAUCGUUCCGGAGAUUUCCUUAGAUCACGGCACUUGAGGUGAACCGAAUAUAGAUUUAAAAAUAAAUCGCAUUUAUCACACAUCAUCGAAGAUGUAACAACGUUUCUCCCGAGGUAUACCUCGCGCACGAGUUAUUUGUAUUUGUUGUUUCGCGUCGCCGCUCUACAAGCGCUUGUUAAUUUUUUCAUGUAAUAUAUAUAUACAUAUAGUGUAUUAUUUCGUUAAAAAUAUCGAGUCGAUUGGACAGAGAAAGAUGAGGAUCGCACACGUGCAAAGGACGUCGAGUAUUAAGAGAAAAGAACGCUACUUUUAUUAUGAAAGUUUUCUUUUUUUGUACUGAUUAAUUAAUUAGAUAAAAUAUUUCGAUUUAGGUAUACAGUCCAAGUUUCUAAUUUACAGAAAUAAUUAGAUGGUGCUUUCUAAUUCACUAUGAUAUGGAAAGGAGAGAAAUAUUUACUUAAUUGACGUAUUAGUAUUAUUAUUCGUAUUAUUCGUAUUAGUACAUAUUUUUUCACAUAUUAUUUUUACAUAUUAUUUAUUAUACGGAAAUAAAAAAUUAAAAUGGAUCACAUUAAUAAUUAUUAUUAAUAAUAAUUAUUUUUGGAAAUAAAAAUUAAAUUUUUAAAUAAUUCAAUAUAAAUUUCAAUAGAAACGCAUAACGAUUUUUUAAACAAUUAAAUGAUAAAACUAUGCUCAUUUUCUUAUAACACUCGACUCUUCGUGUCCGUUUGUUCUCGUUUACGGCAAAAGAUAUGUUUAGCACGCUUUCUUUCUAUCGGUUGCGUAUCGGAGAUUACGAACUGGGAGCAAUUAAGUGAUGCCGCAUGUAAUUCUGUGAUACCGUAUAAGCUAUAAGGUAGAAUUACUCUGCAACGAUUAAUGGAUUAGAGGGGAGAUGAUUAUGGUAUUAUAGUUAGGACGAGAUUCGUACGAACGCUUCGAUUCUUCGUCGAUUGCAAAUUCGCGUUAUUUGAAAACCGAAAUGACAAAUUUCUUCUUGAUUGGGCUGAAUAACACGAGAGAGCUUUAGCAUGAAAGAGAGCUCCAAUAAUUUUUUUUUCUCUGAAAAGAGAAUAACGCUGCUUUCGGAAUUUUUCGAGAAAGAAAUUCUGGCACACGAGCAUUUGAAGUCGUUUACGUCCGUCUUAACGUGUACAUAAUUUUAAGAGUCUGAAAAAGAUAACACUCCGAAAGCGUUUAUCGAUUAUUUCGAGACAAAACAGUACAACGAAAGCUAUAUUUUAGAUUAAAAUGGCAGACACUUUUUGGAAAUUUAACUUAGUUUCAGAAGCUGAUCUAAUCCGAUUUAAUAUCUCCUGCAAGAAGUAAAAUAUUUCUUCCUUCUCGAGUUUGUGUUUAUAAUUCAUGCAAAAAUGUGGAUCAACAUGUCGAUUCGCGCUUUCGGAUUCACAUCAGAUUUAAGAGAAUGCUUAGUUGGUAGAUAUCGUGCGGAAAAUUUUGAAAAUUCACGUAGCUCAACCUGCAUUUCUCUCUUCGGGUGCAGAUGGCAGGGGGACGAAGAUGAGGAAAGGAGAAAGAGAGCGAGACGGAAAAACCGCAAGAAAGAGAGACAAGAUUGUUUGCGAACAUCGGUUAACGAAUGAUGAAACAGAUUCGAAAUCAUUUUGUAUAUUGAGAUGCAUACCGGAUAAUUUCCAAAAGUUGCCGCUUUAUGUAAGACUGCUUUAGUGAAACAAGAAUAAAAAAAAAAAAACACAAACAAAAAGUAUCGAUAUAAGAUGACUUAGAGCGUCGUGGUGCUGAACGGAGCAUUGGGAUACGCGAUGUUUGAUGGGGUCGUAUUAAAAAUUUAGCAGUAUAAUAUAUGUCAGAUAUAUAUUAUAUUAUACACAUAUAUGAUAGUUUUUUACAAAAAAAAUAUAUUUCUCUGUCUAAAGCUUUUAUAAUGUUACGCAGGUUUUCGUACAAGUUAAAAACUACUAUUUUUAGAUUGAAUCGUUUUUUGACAUUUCGAUUUAUUGUUAUAAAUUUGAUAAUAGAUAUACUUAUUUUUUAUUCUCUUUUUUUUCACACAUUUAGUAUCUUACUUUUUUUGAGAGUUCACGCGUGGUACUGCCCUCAGCGCGAACUGGGGCGAAUUACGACCCAACUCGUGCGUGCGUCCCAAGGUUUCGCCGAUUAAUUCGUACUGAUUAGAAAAAUGGUGUUAUUAGAGUUUAGAGAUUGAUGAGAUAUAAUACAAUCUAUUUAUUACGGCGGCCUCGGACCGCGGAGUAAACGUGGAUUGGGAUCUUUCUUCAAUAAGAUUAUCAAAUUUCAUAUUAAAUGUCUAUCGUAUUGGUCCUUAUCUUUCUUCUAGAAAUAUAAAUACAGUAGAUAAAGAGAAAUAAUUUCGUUUAACAUCGCGCAAUCUCUCGAUCCACUUUCAUUCUACGGUCGCAAUGCGAUUACAAAGCUGUACACGCGUGCAGAUAUAUAUGAAUACAUAUGUAGUAAAAAUAUAUAUGUAUGCAUAUAUACGCGUAAUAUGUAUAUGUACAUAUUAUUUAUUACGCGACGACUUGACUAUUUUUUGUAUUACUACUAAAGUUUUAUGGUUAUAUUUGUUAUACCUCACUCGGGACAUUUUGAGCGGAUUUUUAGCGUGUGUUUGAGGAGAAGCAAGAUUUUUGCAAAUUUAUACAACGGGAAUAAUUUUCCCUCGUCUCUUCUUUUUUUUUUGCGGCGAUUAGUAUGCGCGUCAAAUUUUUUCAGCAUGAACAUUAAAAUCAUUGUAAAUUGUAUGUGGGAGUUAUAAUCUACUCUUGAUAAUGUGCAAUAUAUAUAUAUGAUUACGAAAGAAGAUUAUUAAUUCAUUUUAUCAUCGUUAAUGUGACAAUAAAAUUUAGAUAAUUUACAGAUUUUUAUUUGUUUCUAAAAUAUAUUAUUAAAAGAUUAAUCUAGGCCCUGUGAAAAAAAUUUAUCUUGCAAAAGUUGUACUUGCUGGAACGAAGACCCAACAUCGUCGUCGAUUACUCAAGUACUUUCUCCUCACUCACGACGAUUGAAUAUCACUGCCAAAAGCCCAAGAUUAUAAUAAAAUAACAAAAAAAAAAAAUGUAGCAUAGCGGCGUGGCCCGAUCGGAUCCCGCAUUUUACGCGCUCGGUCACGCCGUCUCAUCUGUUGUCCUUUAUUCACAUACAUUUGUCUCUCCGAUUUAUAUGAACAUAUUUAUUUUUCGACGGAUAGCGACUUACGUUGUUAAAAAAAUCGUAUCGUACCGUUCGCUUUUUUUCUUGUGACUUUAGCGCCGAUGACGAUACCAAUUCUCGCCAGUGAUUAAUUACAAAAUUUAUAUUUUAUUUUAGUUUCUUUGCAAUAUGUAGGAAAAAAUAUUGUAAAAUAAGGUGAACAGUACAAAGAAGGACCUUUUGAACAUGAAUUAACAUUUAGGAAGCCAUAGUUCUGAUAUUUUUUUUCAAAGAGAUAAAAAUGUCAGAAAAAAAUCUCCGUGCAAUAAGCUUUUAUAAAUGCUUAAUAUUAUACAAGAUUUAUAGCGACGGACACUACAAUAUAUGCUGGACUUAUAUACUUUUAUAAGUACAUUUAUGCAUAAACCGAUCAUAAAUCAAAACUCGAUUACUACUAGGUUGAUAUAAAAGUCCUAUUUUAUUGAUUUUUUAUUAAUAUUAUUAAAAAAUAUUGUUUCGAAAGAAUUUUUUAUAGAAUAUUUAUUUUUGUGUUUUUAUAUCUGCUAAUUAUGUCUACUUAUCCUCUUUAGCAUACGUGAUAAAUGAUAUAAUUAUGCCAUCUGCAUUUUUAAUGUGAUGAUUCACUUCCAGUGGAGGAAGUGCGACAUUAAAUCGAGAUUCAGUCUCACUUUCGCAAAGACGAAGGCAAGUUACCGUAUCGUCGUCGAGAUCGCUAAUUAUCCGAGAAGUUCGUAGUCGGAGAGAGAUGCGAGCGAAAGCGAAACGGUGGGCGCACAUUCCAUGUGUAACGAUCAUACAUACGUGUAUAAAGUAAUCAUCUGUUAGAGCUUGAUAGGGAAUUCAUACAAACAAACACACACAUGCGUGCGAGACAUUAUAUACUGGAAGAUUAUAAAUGAAUAAUAUAUCUGAGGUUUUCAAAGCUUAAAUAAUAGACUUCGGUUCAUCAUUAUUAUGUAUCGUGAUUUUUAUGUCAUGUUCAAUAAAUGAGUUUUAAUCUGCUUA